GCGGUCUUUGGCAACCAGCAGCGUUCCCCGAGGGUGCUUAGCUGAAGACCCUGCAGUAUUGUGAAGGAAAGGGAAGGCUGGAUGUGAACGAGAUUCGUCGGGGAAAGCUAUUGUUUAGUGGUGUCGAGUUUUAUUAGUGUGUAUAUAAUCUGAUUCACCCGGAUAUGCAACUCCAAAUAUUCACCGUGGACGCUUUCAGCGACCGGCCUUUGGAAGGGAACCCAGCUGCAGUUGUCCCCUUAACUCACGACUUGGAUGAUGAAACAAUGCUGAAAAUUGCCAACGAACUGAACUUGUCUGAAACGACUUUCAUCCAUCCACUGGACGAUGGACAUUGGACAGAGUCAUCCAGAUUCUCUCUCAGAUGGUUCACCCCAGCAUGUGAGGUUCCUCUCUGUGGUCAUGCUACACUAGCUACUGCCCAUGCCAUCUUUGAUCGACUGGGUGAGAAACACCAGGAAGAAAUUGAAUUCGAGACACUGGGAGGAAUCCUGAAAGUCAAGAGGGAUGGGAAAAUGCUCGUCAUGGAUUUUCCCUCCAACCCGCCCAAGGUCGUGGACUCUGAACCAGACAUUUUCAGGAAGAUAGUCGACGCUUGUACGGCCGAUCUCAAGACCAGAGUGAAGGAGAUCUGUUAUACUCCCAAAGCGAAGUACAUCUUGGUGAGGCUGGACGAUUCUGUGACCGUAGAUGAACUCAAGAGGAUGACCCCUAAUUUCUCAGAGAUGGCCCGCCUCCACGACGGCUCUCUGGUGAUCGCCAUGGGCGUGACCCUGUCCGGGGACGCCCAGAGGGGCGUGCCCUUCAGGUACCACGCGUAUUCACGCUUCUUCGCCACCUGGCUGGGCGUUAAUGAGGAUCCUGUCUGUGGAUCGUGGCAUUCUGUCAUGGGGCCAUACUGGGCUUCACAGCUAGGCUCCAAGGAGUUUUUAUUUCGCCAGUGCUCAGCCAGAGGAGGAGAUGUGAGGGUGUCCGUGCUGGAUAAGGAGAGAGUGGCCAUCGCAGGACCAGCUGCAACUGUCAUGACAGGAUAUAUAAACAUCUAAGGAGACGAAAUGAACCCAGAAUGAAAUAAAAGUGAGUGUUGGAAGACCACUGAUGCCUUUUGGAACUGUGUUAGGAUUCCUGUUUAGACGAAGGCAAAUCAGAUACUUGUGUCAGAGGUUACUGAACACCUAUAGAAAUCCUGAGUAUCAGAGGUUACUAAACGCAUGUAAAGUUACGGAGCAUCAGAGGUCACUGAACACUUGUAAUGUUACUGAGUAUCAGAAGUUACAGAACACCUGUAACGUUACCUAGUAUCAGAAGUUAGUGAACGCCUGUAAAAUUACUGACUGCUUUCCUCGAUCUUGUCAACCAAAAUGGCAAAAGAGAAGGAAGACCUAACUGUCAACUUAGGCAUAAGUAGAGAAAUGAGUAUAAACAAGGCGUGAUCCGACCUCCAGCUUACUCAGGACGCGUUCGAGAUUUUCACGUCACAUAUAAAUUUUAAACAUAAUUUUCCUAACUUUUAACUUAAACGUGCUAAAACCUACGGUCAAAUAGUGCCCUGUUUCACAAACGAAUAUUAAAAUAGAUACGUUAUAUUUUAUUAUAAAUAAAUUUUCUGUACUGUUUAACAUGCACAUUAUGUAUUUUUUACAUUUUCAUUCUAAUAGAUAAAUCAUAAAUAUCCUAUCCUCAAAUUCCUGUAUCUUUAACUCA
This is a messenger RNA of Macrobrachium nipponense, 1704 nucleotides long. Its product is annotated as phenazine biosynthesis-like domain-containing protein. Bases 165 to 1046 code for a protein of 293 amino acids. The transcript is spliced from 7 exons. NCBI's taxonomy places the organism in Eukaryota, Metazoa, Arthropoda, Malacostraca, Decapoda, Palaemonidae. Gene Ontology annotation, molecular function: isomerase activity. Gene Ontology annotation, cellular component: cytoplasm. The record is from RefSeq and is a predicted model, not a curated record. Gene Ontology annotation, biological process: biosynthetic process.